UACCCACAAUGCUUAGCGUGUUCAAAAUGGACGAACUGACGGUUGAGGUUCGCGGCUCCAAUGGGGCUUAUUAUAAGGGUUUUGUCAAAGAUGUUCAUGAAGAUUCGCUCUCUAUCUCGUUUGAAAACAAUUGGCAGCCGGAGAGACAGGUGCCGUUUGCAGACGUGCGCUUGCCUCCUCCUGCUGACUGCAAGAAGGAGAUUGGUGAAGGAGAUGAGGUGGAGAUAUACUCGAGGGCGAACGAGCAGGAGCCAUGUGGCUGGUGGCUCGCCAAAGUGCGCAUGAUGAAGGGAGACUUCUAUGUGAUCGAGUACGCAGCCUGUGACGCCACAUACAAUGAGAUUGUCACGUUUGAACGUCUGCGGCCAGUGAACCUAAACAAAGCCGUGACGAGAAACACCUUCUAUAAGUGCACUGUUUCUGUUCCUGAUGAUCUGAAGACUGCCUGUGAGAGCGAGCUCGCUCAUAAGGACUUUAAGAAGGCUGUAGGCGCGAGCAGAAUUGUCUACAGACCUGAAACCUGUGAGCUGCUUGUCCUGUCUGUAGACGAGGUGACAGUGAAGAGAGUGUCCCUCCUGAGCGACAUGCACUUGAGGAGCAUCCGCACUAAACUCAUGCUCAUGUACAGGAACGAGGAAGCCACAAAGCACUUAGAGAGCACGAAGCAGCUAGCAUCAGCGUUCCAGGAGGAGUUCACAGUGCGAGAGGACCUGAUGGGUCUCGCCAUCGGGAGCCACGGGACAAACAUCCAGCAGGCCAGGAAAAUUCCAGGGGUGACAGCCAUCGAGCUGGAAGAAGAGAGUGGAACGUUCAGGAUUUACGGAGAGACUACUGAGGCCGUCCAGAACGCAAGAAGCAUUCUGGAGUUCCUGGAAGAGUCGGUACAAAUCCCCAGAAAUCUAGUUGGCAAGGUGAUUGGCAAAAAUGGCAAAGUCAUUCAGGAGAUCGUAGAUAAAUCUGGAGUGGUGCGAGUACGGAUCGAAGGAGACAACGACAAUAACCUUCCCAGGCAAGAGGGAAUGGUGCCCUUCACGUUUGUCGGCACAAAGGAGAGCAUUGGAAAUGUUCAAGUUCUUCUGGAGUACCACAUUGCUUACCUGAACGAGGUGGAGCAGUUAAGGUUGGAGCGGCUACAGAUUGAUGAGCAGCUGCGUCAGAUAGGUAUGGGUUUCCGUACCGUUCCAGCACGUUCCAAUGAGAAAGAUAAAGAGAAGAGCUAUGGCAUGGAUGAAAGCGCUUCAACCAUCUCGCUGCACUCCGGGCGCUCCUACACAGGCCGGGGACGUGCACGCAGGACCGCCAACCACAGUGCAGCCUACGGAAUGAACUCGGAGCACUCUUACACUUCCGAGACUGAUUCUGAGCGGAGAGAUGAGCUGAGUGAUUUCUCCCUAAGAGAAGAUGAGGAAGAGCACAAUAUCCAGCCCAGGGACAGGAGGAGAACAGCAGGGGUCAGAGGUCGUGGUGGCUCAGGAGUGAGAGGUCGUGGGACUGGAAGAGGGUCAGGAAGCACCAUGAGCUCAGUUCUGAAGGAUCCAGAUCGGAAUCCGUACAGUAUUUUGGAUACUUCUGAGUCGGAUCAGACCGCUGAUGCAGAAGCAAGUGAGUGUGAACCGACUUCUCGGAGCCGACGCUCGCGACGCCGACGCCCUGAAUCCGAUGACAACACAUCACUCAGUGAAAAUGGCCUUGAUGAGCCUGAAUUUAAACCUCAGCGGCAAAACCGUAGCCGCCGCAGACGCUUUCGGCCUCCAGAGGAGAGACCGCCAGUCACCGUGGCUGAUUACAUAUCACGUGCUGAAUCCCACAGCAGACAGAGAACGCCACGAGAUCUGAAGAACAAUAAAAAAGAAUUGGGUCAGGUGGAUGUCAUAUCUGAACAUGGCAUCUCGAAACAGCUCACUAAUGGCCCAGAUACCAACAUUGAUGACCAGGAAAUGGCACCACGCGCUUCCACAGAAACUGCCCCUGGCGGGAAAACCGAUGUGGCUAAGCCAACUGUCGUUAACGGACUCUCCUUAACGCCCUGACCUGUUCCUCUAUUCUCUCUCGAAACAGUCAUAACCUUUACAUUUUUACAAUAGUGCUUGUACAAGCUCGCCAAAGAUAGACACACACACACACACAAACACAUACACACGGACUUCCAGAUUCUUCUCUCUGCUGCACUUUUCUGUUCCUUCACCAGGGGUCAGGUACGACAGGAGAACACGAAAUAUAUAAAAGAAGCCCCAAAGUGCAAUGCAUUAUUAGCCUUUUUUCUGUCCAGUUAUCUUUACAAGUUUACCAUUAUAAGUGUUAUAACUUCGGACCUCCAAAUUUUAACAAAUUUGUCAACUGAGAUUUGUAUAAAAUUGAUCAUGCAGGAAAUCACCAGUCGUUUUUCCCCCAUUAAAUGAGUCAGUCGAUAUGUUUAUCUGCAGUGAUUGACAUUUAAGUGUCUGGAAGCUGCACCCUCUACUGCCAGCUCACAUAAGUAAUCUCAAGUUGACUAAAUUUUCCUGGUAACGUGCCGUCACUAAUGUGAUUUUCAUUUUCAACUCUUUCACUGUGUCUGACUGGCCUAACAUCUGUUAACUGGAUUUUUUUUGGAUAACAGAAUAUUUCCUGCCAAUAGUCAGAAACAGAGCUAUUUCCCUGAAUAAGAGGGGGGAAAAAGCAAUCCUUCAGUGACAAAUCAAAAACUAUAUUAAUACUGUGACUGGUGAUGAUUAUUAGGACAGUAUUCAAAACUAAUGCAUUAAAACAAUGCAAUCAAACCCAUCAUGGAAACCGCAGUAUGUUGUGUGUAUAACAGGGUUUUAUGAUAACUGCUUGCGACUGAAAAGCCACCAUUGGUUGGUUUUGGUUAUGGUGUGGACACUUGAUCAGUGUUUAUUAUUUUUUACAUUAAUUUUAGUAAAUACCAUUUUUCCCUAGGAUAUGAAGAAAAAACUAUUCAGGUAAAUUUUUCUAGUGUUUUGCAGGACAGUGCCCCUCUAAUGUGCUGGUGGCUAACAUAAAACCUUUACAUAUACCCUCAUUUAUAGCCUAGCAUAAACACAUGAAAUGGUGAUAUUAAUAACAUACCAUAUUUUGACGACAUUUAGUCCUCUUUAGGGCUGGCCAGUCCUGAGUAAUAGCAGUGUUUCUAAUUAUCAAGCAGGGAUGUCAAUGUUUUUCUAUUCUAUUUAUUAGAUUCUUUUUUUGACCAACAAACCUCAGAAGUGUUUCUGUUAUUAUAUUGAGAUGAUAAUGGGACAGAAGAAAGUAUAAUGCAUGAUCUUUCUGGGCUUCUAACAGACAAUAUGAAAUGAAGUCUGUUAUGUUUUAAGUACAUGAUCAGAUGUUGUGCCUUCAGAGAGUAGGUCACUGGCUGGCUGUAGGCCUAAAUAAAUCCAGAGAGAAGAUUAGCUGCUUUUUAUUUUUAAUAUGCAACCACUUCAUUUUGGGCAUGUGCCGAUAAUCAGUCGGAUGAUGUAUCAUGAUAUCCAGUAUUGAAAUUAGAAAGUUGUAGCAUGGGAAGAAAUAGCCUGUUUGCGUAGAGUGGACUCUAAUUUAGUACCUGAGCACAGACUUCAUCUAUAAUCCCGUAAUUUUGGACAAAGCUGAAGGAAUGUUUAAUUUUUUUAUUCCUUUUUCUUUUUUUCUUCAAUAUAUGGGACAGAACUGAUGCUUCAGUAAUAUUGUAAACAAUAACAAAAAAAAUAAGCAGUUCCCAAGAGAAGAAAGCAUCAUAUCGGCACAUGCCUGUUCCUUACAGUGAUUUAGGAAAUGCGGUCAGGAAGAUAAAGGAUGUUUUUGCACUGAAUUGUAAUUUCUGUCCCUUUAGAAAAAAAUGUUAGUCUGGAAAACUGGUUUGUUACUGUCGUCAAUAGGAAAACACUCCACGUGACUCUUGGAAUGAUUUACUGACUUCUGUGAAAAGAGCCUUGGUUUAUUUAUUAAGAUGUACAGUAUUUAAAUGAGAAAUGCAGAAGCAGUUCUUCUUCUAACACUAACUUGGCCAACUGAACGUUGCACGCAGGAAAUAAAUUGGACUACUGAAAGAUCAACUUCCAGUCUUUCCGUUCUGUAAACUGUUUCCAGUCUUUUUUUAAAUGAUUAUACUGGUUGUUUGAUGUGCAAUAUGUUUUGUAUGCAGGUAGUUCUUAAAUAAAAUUUUGAUCUUCCAAA
This is a messenger RNA of Clarias gariepinus (North African catfish), 4155 nucleotides long. RefSeq names its product FMR1 autosomal homolog 1 (gene fxr1). The record is from RefSeq and is a predicted model, not a curated record. Gene Ontology annotation, molecular function: translation regulator activity; mRNA 3'-UTR binding; protein homodimerization activity. Gene Ontology annotation, biological process: positive regulation of translation; DNA damage response; anterograde axonal transport. Gene Ontology annotation, cellular component: postsynaptic density; presynapse; axon. The transcript has 17 exons. NCBI's taxonomy places the organism in Eukaryota, Metazoa, Chordata, Actinopteri, Siluriformes, Clariidae. Bases 9 to 2030 code for a protein of 673 amino acids.